AUGCAGGAAAUUACAACGGAAGAGCUGGGCGCUCACAAGAGCAGAAGCGAUUUGUGGGUUGCCAUUCACGGGAAAGUCUACGACGUGACAAAGUACCUCAAAGACCACCCCGGCGGAGUCGACGUGCUGCUCGACGUGGCCGGGCAAGACGCAACCGCCGCGUAUGAGGAUGUCGGACAUUCAGAAGACGCUGAUGAAAUCUUGGAAAGUUUUCUGAUCGGCACAUUAAAGGACGCCACUGAAUACAAGGCGCCGGCCACCGUACGGGUGAUUCAAGAGACCCCGGUGGAACAACCCGCCAAGGGCAGCUCGAGCGCGGUCCGCACCCUGGGCCUCACCGCUGGCUCGAUCCUCUCGCUGUAUCUCGCCUCCACUUCCCUCAAGACCCAGGUCCAUCUCCACGACCUCCGAAGGCUGCUCCCGGGCCCCAUCCACCUGUCACCGAGCAAGCUCUCCGAGUCCAUCCUGCAUGGCAGUUUUACCAAUGGGGUGAUUGCCACCGCCAGUGUGUGUGCGGCGCUCGCUGGCGUGUGUGUCUCUCGCCUCUCGAAGUUUACCGAAGUCGAUUCAGGGUUCACCAAGUACCCUCCUCGCAUCAAGCGGAAAGCCCUGCACAAGAUCGAUCCUCAUCUGGUCCCGGGCUUUCUGCAGCCCAAAGACUACCAGGCCUUGCCCUUAGUGGCCAAGGACCUUCUAGCCCCCAACGUCUAUCGGUUCGUCUUCGAGCUGCCAGGCAAAACCGAUGUCCUGGGUCUGCCGAUUGGCCAGCAUGUGGCGAUCAAAGCCACCGUGGAUGGCCAAGUGGUGACUCGGUCGUACACCCCCACGUCCAACAAUCUCGACCGGGGCAAAUUGGAGCUCGUGAUCAAGUGUUACCCGGAAGGCCUCUUGACCGGCAAAUACCUGGCCCACCUCACGGUGGGGGAUAAGGUGCUCUUCCGGGGCCCCAAAGGCGCCAUGCGGUACAAGAAGGGACUAUGCAAGAAGAUCGGCAUGAUCGCGGGUGGCACGGGCAUCACCCCGAUGUACCAGCUGAUUCGGGCCAUCUGCGAAGAUGAUACGGACACCACGGAGAUUUCCCUGAUCUAUGCCAAUCGCUCGGAAGAUGAUAUUCUCUUGCGGGCCGAGCUGGAGGCGUUCGCCGCGGCGCAUCCCAAAUCCCUCAAAAUCUGGUACAUGCUGGACAACCCACCCCAGAAAUGGCAGUUCGGGAAGGGGUUUGUCACGCCGGCCGUCAUGCGCGAGAAGCUCCCCGCGCCCUCGCCGGACACCAAGAUCAUGCUUUGUGGCCCGCCUGGCAUGAUCACUGCCGCCACGAAGGGACUGGUUGGCCUGGGGUUCACCGCACCAGGCGCCGUGACGAAGAUGACGGACCAAAUUUUCACUUUCUAG
This is a messenger RNA of Penicillium chermesinum, 1392 nucleotides long. RefSeq names its product putative cytochrome b5 reductase. The record is from RefSeq and is a predicted model, not a curated record. The transcript is spliced from 2 exons. The coding region runs from base 1 to 1392 and encodes 463 amino acids. Lineage: Eukaryota; Fungi; Ascomycota; Eurotiomycetes; Eurotiales; Aspergillaceae. Gene Ontology annotation, molecular function: oxidoreductase activity; heme binding. Gene Ontology annotation, cellular component: endoplasmic reticulum.